AUGGACUCCUUUGAAUUGCAACAAUCCCCACACGCCUCUGGGACAGCACUAGUCGCCAGGAACACAGAAGAGGACACAGCAUCGCCUAGAAGCCUUUCAAGCAGGCGAUCUUCAGAUGACGGGGGAAGUGAUACUCAACAUAGACGGAAUAGCAGCACCAGUAUCCGUCGCCAAUCACCAUCCCCAUCACCAUCAAGCCAUGGCCAAGAGGCCGGCAGUAGUCGCGAAGACAAGUCAUUUUUGAAAGCAACAGGACACUUCCUGACAGGAAAGGACACAUGGGUAUGGGAAAUAUCCUCCCUUAUUUUCAGCGCUACCUGCGUGGUCGCGAUGGUGGCUGUUCUGCUCGACACCCAAGGGACAGUUCUCUCCGCGUGGCAUCUAUCAAUAGCACCGAACACGGUCAUUUCCGUCCUGGCAACAGUCUCGAAGGCAAGCUUGCUUCUUCCCGUGGCCGAGUCCAUUAGCCAGCUAAAGUGGUUGCAUUUCGACAAAGCGCACAGACUGAGCGACCUGGACUUGUAUAACAGUGCCAGCCGUGGACCACUGGGUGCUUUGCUCUUCCUCUUCAGGCUACCUGCGAGCUUGGGAGCGCUGGGAGCUGUUAUAACCAUUGUUGCUCUAGCAUUUGACCCCUUUGCACAGCAGCUGGUAUCGUUUCCCAGCCGCCAGGCGAGCACUAACCAGGCUGCGUCUUUCAGGACCAGCCAAGUUUAUGAAUCUGGAGCGUCUUUCAGUGCUCCCACAACCCAGGUUGAAAACUACCAGGACUUUAGUAUGCAGGGGGCUAUCUUCAGUGGGCUUUUCGGGUCCCAGUCGCCGCGCGCGUUUACCUGUCCAACGUCCAACUGCACCUGGUCCAAUACCCUGAGCUCGGUUUCAUUGGGAGCUGUUGGCAAAUGCGAAAAUGUAACCAGGUCAGUUGUCUACGACUGCAAGCAUGACGACAACACAUUAGCAACAGAUUGUAAUGUCACCACGCCCGGAGGGUUCCAUCUCACGACGAAAAAGCGACAUCAAAACGCAAGCUUCCGCUAUACGGCGCUGAACGCCACUACAGAGACCACUGCCAAUAGCUCAGUGGCAGACUUUACCAGCUUUGCCGUCUGGCGCCCAUUGGAGAUUCAGACACUUGAGAAUUUCGAAGUACUCGAGUGUCGUCUAAGCGUUGCCGCGUAUCUCUACAGCAAUAUUACAGUCACAAACAACGCCCUGAAUAUCGAAAGCGAGACAGUUUUGCCCCUGGAAGCUGUCGGUCCUGAGAAUCCGGGGCUGAACGACUUCAGGCCAGCAACUGGCAAUUUUCCAGCGGAGGUGGUGUUCUCGUUUCAUUCCGCAGACUUACUCAAGACUCGGGACUUGCUAGAUGAAAUCUUCAACGCCCAAGCCAUGGUCCUGCGGGGCAGUUCCACUGGACUGACGACUGACCUGCUGAUGAAAGGGAACCUAUCGAGUAUUGUUGAGAAUAUUGCCUGGGCAGUCACAGAGCGAAUCCGAACCGGGCCAAACAGUACCAUCGCCAGCGGCACGGCCUACGAGUCUGAGACGUAUAUUCAUGUCAAUUGGCCUUGGAUAACGCUACCGGUACUGGUAGUGCUUGGUGCCGGGGCCUUGCUUGCAUUUACUGUUGCUAUGAAUGCCCGACACCAUGCAACUCUGUGGAAGUCGUCCAACCUGGCUGUGCUGUUGCAUUCUGUGGAUGAGUUGGAGACCCCGGCCUCGUCCAAUGGUACAACACUCACCAGCAUCGAGGCGUUGGCGGACACAAUGCGUGUCUUGCGAGGGGGUAAUAUGGAAUUUAUACCAAGAGCGUAG
Messenger RNA from Aspergillus puulaauensis, 1815 nucleotides. RefSeq names its product DUF3176 domain-containing protein. The transcript is spliced from 3 exons. Bases 1 to 1815 code for a protein of 604 amino acids. The record is from RefSeq and is a predicted model, not a curated record. Lineage: Eukaryota; Fungi; Ascomycota; Eurotiomycetes; Eurotiales; Aspergillaceae.